AUGAUGGCUUCUGCCCAGGUUAUAUCGAACUCCGGCCACGAUGAUAUGAUUCACGAUGCCGUCCUCGAUUAUUACGGUCGCCGACUCGCGACGUGCUCAAGCGACCGGACCAUUAAAAUAUUCGAAGUAGAGGGAGAUUCCCAGCGACUCGUCGAGACACUCAAAGGUCACGAUGGUGCUGUUUGGUGCGUUUCGUGGGCGCACCCUAAAUACGGAAAUAUUCUGGCCUCGGCCGGCUACGAUGGCAAGGUCUUUAUCUGGAGGGAGCAGAAUAACCAGUGGCAAAAGAUCUUCGACUUCGCCCUUCACAAGGCCUCCGUUAACACAGUUUCAUGGUCACCACACGAGUCCGGCUGUCUACUGGCCUGUGCCUCCUCGGACGGCAAUGUCAGCAUUCUUGAGUUUCGCGACAACAGCUUCGACCAUGUCAGCUUCCCGGCGCAUGGCCUGGGCGUCAACUCUGUCUCGUGGGCCCCAGCGACGGCACCCGGAAGCAUCGUCAGCAGCUCUCCCGGACCCGGCUCGGCAGGUGUGAGACGUUUUGUUACAGGUGGCUGUGACAACCUGCUCAAGAUCUGGGUCUUUGAUUCAGCUUCGCAGUCGUACAAACAGGAAUUGGAGCCGCUCGAGGGCCAUACCGAUUGGGUUCGUGACGUUGCGUGGUCACCGACAGUCCUGCAGAAGUCCUACAUUGCCUCAGCGUCCCAGGACAAGACGGUUCGCAUCUGGACCUCGGAUUCAUCGAGCACAGGACAGUGGACCCAUAAAAUUCUCAACUUCGAUGCUGCCGUCUGGAGAGUCAGCUGGUCCCUGAGCGGUAACGUUCUGGCAGUGAGCGGUGGUGAUAACAAGGUAUCACUGUGGAAGGAGAACCUCCGAGGCGAGUGGGAGUGUGUCAAGAGCAUUGAGGAGUGA
Molecule: messenger RNA, 915 nt
Organism: Colletotrichum higginsianum IMI 349063
Lineage: Eukaryota; Fungi; Ascomycota; Sordariomycetes; Glomerellales; Glomerellaceae
Product: Protein transporter sec-13
Exons: 4
Coding region: 1-915 (304 amino acids)
Biological process (GO): protein import into nucleus; COPII-coated vesicle budding; positive regulation of TOR signaling
Cellular component (GO): COPII vesicle coat; nuclear pore outer ring
Molecular function (GO): protein binding; structural molecule activity
Source: RefSeq, a predicted model, not a curated record